Molecule: messenger RNA, 1398 nt
Organism: Drosophila eugracilis
Lineage: Eukaryota; Metazoa; Arthropoda; Insecta; Diptera; Drosophilidae
Exons: 2
Coding region: 244-963 (239 amino acids)
Source: RefSeq, a predicted model, not a curated record
UGUGUUAGUGAGAGUCAGACAGAGAGUGAGAGAGUAGGCAGUGUUGGAAAACACGAAAAGUGCGAUCUGGCACACUGGUUUUCCUGCUCGCACUUACCGAAAGCAAAUGUCAAAGUCUGUUCAGAAAAACAGAAUUGCAGCCGAGAAAAGGCAGAAUCAGCGACAAAAUUAGAAAUUAUCUCGUUUUUACAUAUAGAUUAGGCCAACGAAACGACAUAACGCCUCCGUGUGGUAAAUUUUCCAAUGGAGUCGGCGAAGGAUUUUGCGCGAUCGAAGUACCAGGACUUAUGUAACUUCCUGGAGCGGGACACUCGCGGGAGCGAACUGGUCAUCUACGGCACCUCGGCCCUUUUGCUGGCUGUGGCCUACGUGAAGAGGAAGCCGGCCUACCUGGUGCGCCAGUUUAAGCAGCCCUCGCACAUCCCGGAGCGCUUGAUCAGCGAGCGUGUGAUGCACACUGGCCGAAUUGCUGGAGUAAAGCAGCAGGAGCAAGACACCCUGUUGAUGAUCCAGCACCGACCAUUGAUUCCUAUCUUCACCAGCAGAAGCCGUCUUCUGCCCGUGAAGCUGCCGGGUGUUCGUGUGAAUGCCAACGGCUACUCCUGGCUGCAGCAGUGCCUCAUUGGCCGCGAGGCCACCUUCCUGCCCCUGAAACAGGCCAAGGGCCAGGACUUUGUCGUCUGCCAGCUGUGUCUUGUCCAUCCACCUAAGGGCAACCGUCUACUGGACGUCUCGGAGACCCUGCUUAAGCUCCGCUUCGCCAAAUUUGCCCAGGACGCCGCCUCCGCGGUGAAAAAGAAUGGGAAAUACUACCAGCAUUUGAAGAAGGUGGAGCAAACCACCGCCGAAAAGGAGGCCUGGCUGACCUGGGCAUCCGGCUAUCCCUAUAUCUGGCGCCGCUACAACGAACUGAAGCAGCGUCUGCUGCCCAAGGAGAAGCUCCUCCCGGAGUUGGUGCGCUGAUGCUGAUCUCCAACCUCUGCCUUACACUUAGUUAGAGGGCUAGCUCCCUACCAUUAACUUAGUUCUACGGCUAGCUUAUCAUAACCUUAUGUGCUCUUUUCACUGGCUUGUACAUUGUGGUAGCCCAACGGCUACUGAAAUUGAGAGACAGCUGUAGCCAAGCCCUCGAGCACAAACACACAACGCAGUGUAAAUAGUACAUUAGUUAUAGGAUUAGCUAGCGACUUACCAAACGAAACAAACGAUAAUCGAUGCCCAGGCGGUACGUGAUCGUGUGCUAAUUUCCACACCCAGUAAAGCCGCAGCGCUAGCAUUUUAUUUUUUCAAAUGUUCAAACAAACAAAAUUUUGUUUUUACCAUCGGUGACAUCAGUGCGUGUGCCUGUGUGUGUACGUGUGCGUGCAUGUUCCCAAAUAAAUCGAGAAAAUACUUAAA